AUGAAGGGGGAGACAGGAAGGCAUCACACUACUGAAUCAUCACAGAUGAAGGGGGAGACAGGAAGGCAUCACACUAAUGAAUCAUCACAGACGAAGGGACAUACAGGAAGGUAUCACACUACUGAAUCAUCACAGACGAAGGGAAAGACAGGAAGGCAUCACACUACUGAAUCAUCACAGACGAAGGGGGAGACAGGAAGGCAUCACACUACUGAAUCAUCACAGACGAAGGGGGAGACAGGAAGGCAUCACACUACUGAAUCAUCACAGACGAAGGGAAAGACAGGAAGGCAUCACACUACUGAAUCAUCACAGACGAAGGGGGAGACAGGAAGGCAUCACACUACUGAAUCGUCACAGACGAAGGGGGAGACAGGAAGGCAUCACACUACUGAAUCGUCACAGACGAAGGGGGAGACAGGAAGGCAUCACACUAAUGAAUCAUCGCAGACGAAGGGGGAGACAGGAAGGCAUCACACUACUGAAUCAUCACAGACGAAGGUGGAGACAGAAAGGCAUCACACUACUGGAUCAUCACAGACGAAGGGGGAGACAGGAAGGCAUCACACUACUGAAUCAUCACAGACGAAGGGGGAGACAGGAAGGCAUCACACUACUGAAUCAUCACAGACGAAGGGACAUACAGGAAGGUAUCACACUACUGAAUCAUCACAGAUGAAGGGGGAGACAGGAAGGCAUCACACUAUUGAAUCAUCACAGACGAAGGGAAAGACAGGAAGGCAUCACACUACUGAAUCAUCACAGACGAAGGGGGAGACAGGAAGGCAUCACACUACUGAAUCAUCACAGACGAAGGGGGAGACAGGAAGGCAUCACACUACUGAAUCAUCACAGACGAAGGGAAAGACAGGAAGGCAUCACACUACUGAAUCAUCACAGACGAAGGGGGAGACAGGAAGGCAUCACACUACUGAAUCAUCACAGACGAAGGGGGAGACAGGAAGGCUUCACACUACUGAAUCAUCACAGACGAAGGGGGAGACAGGAAGGCAUCACACUACUGAAUCAUCACAGACGAAGGGGGAGACAGGAAGGCAUCACACUACUGAAUCAUCACAGACGAAGGGAAAGACAGGAAGGCAUCACACUACUGAAUCAUCACAGACGAAGGGGGAGACAGGAAGGCUUCACACUACUGAAUCAUCACAGACGAAGGGGGAGACAGGAAGGCAUCACACUACUGAAUCAUCACAGACGAAGGGGGAGACAGGAAGGCAUCACACUACUGAAUCAUCACAGACGAAGGGAAAGACAGGAAGGCAUCACACUACUGGGUCAUCACAGACGAAGGGGGAGACAGGAAGGCAUCACACUACUGAAUCAUCACAGACGAAGGGGGAGUCAGGAAGGUCAUUCUUCAUCGCAGAUCGUCUUAUUGGUUAUCCAGCUGGUGAUCGGGCCUGCAGCUGA
Messenger RNA from Gigantopelta aegis, 1431 nucleotides. RefSeq names its product filaggrin-like. The coding region runs from base 1 to 1431 and encodes 476 amino acids. The transcript is spliced from 2 exons. Lineage: Eukaryota; Metazoa; Mollusca; Gastropoda; Neomphalida; Peltospiridae. The record is from RefSeq and is a predicted model, not a curated record.